CGACCUACCUGCCGCCUUUGUAUUCGCUUGUCGCCCUCAAGCCACCACAGCUUAGUAACCGCAGAAGGGCCAGUUUGCGUCUCAAUUUACUGAUAUCGGAGCGUUAGCGCCGCUUCUUUUGUGUCAGCACCAGUCGGAGCGUCUCUCUCUGUCCGGAGGACUGCAGCCAUGAUUCACUCCCGGACUCUCCGAGUAGAUUAUGGCAAAACUACACGCGUAUUGUGCGUGGUGGGAUCGGAACUAAAUAUCAACCUGAGCAGGACCGCCCCCCCGAGCUCCAGGUUCUUCUCUGUGAAGUGUACAUCCAAUGUUCAGUACAGGAUCAGCCCCUCUACUCAGGAGGUCUCCCACUUGUCUCCCAUCCCUCUCACUGGCAACUCAGUGCUGCUCAUCAGCAUGAAACAUGCCAGUCAACAUGAAAAUGAUAGUAAGCUGUCUGUCCAGUACUAUGGGGAGAAGACAGAGGUGUUAGGGAGAGCAGUCCUGCAUCUGACAGCUGUUGAGAUCUCUUUGGAUGUGGAUGCUGACAGAGACGGCAUUGUGGAGCACAACAACCCUGAUAAGGGAUCCUGGAAAUGGGGUCCUGACGGGCAUGGAGCCAUCCUUUUGGUCAACUGUGACUCCGAGAGGACCUACCGGAAGAAACUAGACCACGAUCAGGACUACAUCUCCAGAGUGUCUGAUUUGAAGGACAUGUCAGUCAUGGUGCUGCGGACCAAAGGCCCUGCCAAGCUCCCGGAGGGCUACAAGCUCACCAUGCACAUCUCUCAAGGAGACGCAGAGAGUGUCCGAGUGUUCAGAGCCAAAACCCCAGGAGUGGUGAAUAAUAGCAUGUCAUAUACACUCUUCAAUGCCUUUGUGAAGGACUUUCCUCUGGUGCUGAGCAGUGAAGUCCUCUCCCAGGAAGUGCCUUACCUUGGAGGCAGAGGAGAACUGAACCUUUAUGUGGAGGGCCUCAGGUUCCCUGACAGAGACUUUAAUGGGCUCAUCAGCAUCAACCUCAGUCUUUUAGAGCCCAUCAGGGAAGUUCUCCCCGAGACGCCUAUUUUCACAGACAAAGUGAUGUUCAGAGUGGCGCCGUGGAUCAUGACACCCAACACCCUCCAGCCUCUUGAGGUGUUUGUCUGCAGUACAUCUGAUAACUACCCUUUCCUGAAAGGAAUGAGGAACCUUGUUGCGACAAGUGGGUACAAACUGAACAUUUGCCAUGAAAAUAUGAACAGAGGAGACCGCUGGAUGCAGGAUGAACUGGAAUUUGGUUAUAUCGAUUCACCUCAUCAACGGUUUCCUGUUGUUCUGGAUUCUCCAAGAGAUGGAGCUCUCCAGGAUUUUCCAUACGAGGAGCUGCUGGGCCCCAACUUUGGCUAUGUGACGAGGAUGGCUGAGGCCGAAGAUGUGAGCAGUCUGGACUCGUUUGGUAAUCUGGAGGUCAGCCCUCCCGUCACUGUGAACGGAAAAAAAUACCCCCUCGGCAGAAUCAUCAUUGGAGUGGCCUUCCCUACGGCAACUAAAGGGCGAAACAUGACGAAAGUUGUUCAAGACUUCUUGUUUGCCCAGAAAGUUCAGGAGCCUGUUGCCUUGUUUUCUGACUGGCUGUGUGUCGGACAUGUGGAUGAAUUCAUGACUUUUGUUCCUGCACCUGACAGAAAGGGCUUCCGACUGCUGCUGGCAAGCCCAGACGCAGGCUACAAACUGUUCAGAGGCUUACAGAACAAUGGACACGGACAGGCCAAACUGUUUGACGGUUUGAAAGAUGAAGAACAAAUAACAGUGGAUGAGAUACUUAAUGAUGAAAGUCUCCAAGGUCAAAAUAACUAUGUGCAGAGCUGCAUCGACUGGAACAGGGACGUACUGAAGAGAGAGCUGGGCCUGGACGAUGACGACAUCAUUGACCUGCCAAUCCUCUUCAAGUUGCUACAGGAGAGUGACAGCGACGAGGUCAGAGCAGUAGCUUACUACCCUGACAUGGUGAACAUGAUUGUCUUGGGGAAAAACCUCGGCAUCCCGAAGCCCUUUGGCCCCAGGGUGAAUGGACGCUGCGCCCUGGAAGCUGAGAUGUGCUCCCUGAUGGAGGGCCUGGGCCUCCGGUGCACGUUCAUCGACAACUUUGCCUCAUACCACAAACUGCUGGGAGAGGUACACUGUGGCUCCAACGUCCGGAGGGAAAUGUUUGACUUCAAGUGGUGGAACCUGGAGAUGUGAACGAAAACUCAGCAGGAGACAGAUUAAAGUUGUGGUCCUUAAGAUAUCGGUUAACUAAGUGACAUACUUUUCUCAUUAACAAAAGUUAGGUGACAAGUCCUCUGCCUUUUAUGUGAGUGCUUCAAAGUAAAAGCUGCCUCCUAUUUCCGCGACUGAACAUUGUGGGCGCGUUCCAAUACUUGUGCUAUCAUGCUACAUAGUGUGUUUCAAUACAUAGUACGUCAAAUGUAGUAUGUUUGGAAUACCUGGAUUUUCUACUACAUUGUUGACAUUUUGCUGUAUGCAAGCCAACAUGCUUCCUUGGUGCAGCUGAAGAUACAUCAGUGUCACGGGUGAGCAUUAACAAACUUGAGCCACCAAGAGCACACAAACAGGCGACAGAUCACUUUACACAACAGACGGCCACAGGUAUGCGAGCAAGACGGUCAAAGCUUAAGGCGUAACAUUAGGACCAAGUGGUAUGUCCCAGUUGCAACAGUAUGAACUUUGUAAGGGCAGCUGGAGUACAUACUGAAAGUAAAAAGACUCUCAGCCUGUGUUUGUGAACAUCAGUAGGAAGGCAUCACUUUGUAUAAGCACCAUCCUGAUUUAGCUCUGACCCGGUGAAAAUAGAGUGCAUAGUGAUCAAUAAGAGUAGAUUGCAUGCAUGCUUAAUUUCCCGUGAAUCCUUGGUGUCUGUGAAGCAAAUUUACUUCCAGAUAAGGAAUAGUGGCCACUAACACUGAAAACGAAGAAGCAGUAACUGAGAUGGCUGUUGGGUAAAACUGGCAAAAUGGUACAAAAAUUAGACUGAAUUUAACGCAGAUUUUAGGGAUUGUAACUUGUAACAGAAAGGUGGAGAUGUAGCUUUCAUUUAGUGGUUUCUUUUACAAAACAAUUGUACGCAAUAGUUUUUGUCAAAGCCUUAUGUUAUUUCUUUCGCCAAUAUCAUGAAAUGUUUAAUUUUCUCAUCAGUAGUCUUGGAAUAAGUGCCUCUGUGUCACCCUGAAACACUACAGUAACAAUCAAAAAUGACCCCAGGGCUCGAUCUACUGUAUGCAUCUUCCUCUUUAUUAAACAUUUUUGUUGGCUUCAUUUACAAAAAAAAGAUGUAAAGCAAUAUUUACAAACGAGUCUUUUGAACAAGGGCUUAAGCAAACUCUUGACAAGAACAGAAAUACAAUCAUUUGAAUCGAGCACAUAGAAGAUUCGCUCCCCAUGUCGUCGUGGUUUGUCGGCCACUGGCAUACAGUGCAAGCACAGAUAGAUGAACGGCACCACAUAGUGAUGUGCGAUAAUAAUACAGAGCCACAAGAGGGCGGACUUUACCUACUCAAGCAUUUCCAAAGUCCAGAGGAAAAUGAUGUCAAAUCAUCCUUUUUUGAGAAGUCAAUUUAAAAGGCCAUAACACACGCGUUAAAAUUUCUCUCAGUGCUAUUCUAUACAAUUUGUACGCAGAGAGAUUUGUAGCUUGGAUAUAGGGUGUUUUUCAUUUGGUCCAGUGUCUUCAACUUUUUGUACUUUCACAAGCUGUAAAUGCUGUCAAUAAUUCACUACCGACAAUAAAUGUCUGCUUCAGUCAUAUCAGUGAAA
Stegastes partitus (bicolor damselfish) is the source of this 3774-nucleotide messenger RNA. RefSeq names its product peptidyl arginine deiminase, type II (gene padi2). Gene Ontology annotation, molecular function: calcium ion binding; protein-arginine deiminase activity. Bases 169 to 2202 code for a protein of 677 amino acids. The transcript is spliced from 16 exons. Lineage: Eukaryota; Metazoa; Chordata; Actinopteri; Pomacentridae. The record is from RefSeq and is a predicted model, not a curated record. Gene Ontology annotation, cellular component: nucleus; cytoplasm.